AGGCCAAACAAGAUAAUAUUACGAAAUUUCCAGAAAUUACGAGAGCAUAGGCAGAACAGAGCUUCAGUCAUAACUGGACCAAAACAAAACUUGAAAAAUAUAAUUAUAAUAAAUCGUAAUAUGGCAUCUCUAAGGUCUGUGGCUACAGCGACAACCACAGCAGCUAUAGCUGCCGUUGCCUUCUCUUCUUUUUCUUCUUCCUCGUCAAAAUCUACACCCACCAAACCCCAUAUCCAAUCUCUUUUUUCUUCACAACCUCUUUCAGUUUACUCCCCAAAUAGAUUGCCUCUUGUCAAGAACUUCUUCACCCCACCUUCAGCGCUUCACAUGGACUCUUCUUCAUCUAAUCACACACCCACCUCCCAGGGUGUUGUGGACUUGCCGGAGCUUCUAGUCAGUUCAAUUCUUGAUUUAAUUCUGAUUCAUACAGAAUACAUGGUGGACAUGAAGUGUGAGGGUUGUGUUAAUGCUGUCAAAAAUAAGUUGCAAACUGUUGAUGGAGUCAAGGAUGUUGAGGUAGACUUGACCAAUCAAGUAGUCAGGAUUUUGGGUUCUUCACCUGUGAAGAUUAUGAGUGAAGCUUUGGAGCAAACAGGGAGGAAAGCCCGGUUGAUUGGUCAAGGGACACCUGAAGAAUUUUUAGUGUCUGCUGCUGUUGCCGAAUUCAAAGGUCCAGAUAUUUUUGGUGUGGUUCGCUUAGCUCAAGUGAAUAUGGAAUGUGCUAGGAUUGAAGCCGACUUUAGUGGGUUGUCGCCUGGAAAGCAUGGUUGGUCUAUCAAUGAAUAUGGUGAUCUAACAAAAGGUGUAGCUAGCACAGGAAAAGUGUAUAAUCCAACCACUGAAGGGACUGCAAAAGAGCCUCUAGGCGACCUGGGAACACUAGAUGUCAAUGACGAAGGCAACGCCUUCUUCACGGGUGUGAAAGAAAAGCUGAGAGUCUGUGAUCUGAUUGGCCGAUCCAUAGCAGUUUAUGGAACUGAAGAUAAAUCAGAUUCAGGUGUUGCUGCAGCAGUAAUCGCAAGGAGUGCCGGGGUUGGUGAGAACUACAAAAAGAUUUGUUUGUGUGAUGGAACAACCAUUUGGCAGUCAACUAACAGUGAUUUUGUUGCUAGCAAAGUCUAAAUACAUGCAACCGAGCUUUGUGUAGUUUAACUUUCACUUUCAUGCCAUCCUGGUGGUGGGAUGGUUAUCAUCAUCCUUAAUUUGCACUGUUGAGAUUACACAAAAGCGAAAAGUUAUUUAAUAAAUAAAAUCACCUUCUUGAUUGUGUUAAAGAAAGUAACCUAAUUGAUAUUUCAGUGUCGAACUUAUUUCAAUAAAAUUAUGUGUAUUUACUUUGA
Mangifera indica (mango) is the source of this 1340-nucleotide messenger RNA. Its product is annotated as copper chaperone for superoxide dismutase, chloroplastic/cytosolic. The record is from RefSeq and is a predicted model, not a curated record. Gene Ontology annotation, molecular function: copper ion binding; superoxide dismutase activity. The transcript is spliced from 6 exons. Lineage: Eukaryota; Viridiplantae; Streptophyta; Magnoliopsida; Sapindales; Anacardiaceae. Gene Ontology annotation, biological process: removal of superoxide radicals. The coding region runs from base 121 to 1122 and encodes 333 amino acids.